Messenger RNA from Fusarium keratoplasticum, 1239 nucleotides. RefSeq names its product Amidohydro-rel domain-containing protein. Gene Ontology annotation, molecular function: hydrolase activity. The coding region runs from base 1 to 1239 and encodes 412 amino acids. The record is from RefSeq and is a predicted model, not a curated record. NCBI's taxonomy places the organism in Eukaryota, Fungi, Ascomycota, Sordariomycetes, Hypocreales, Nectriaceae. The transcript has a single exon.
AUGCCGUGUCGAAGCCUCGGAUGCGCCGCCUCAGCAAGGGCUACUGCAUCCUCUGCUGCAGCCUUUAACCCAGCACAGCCCAGGCAUUUCACUCGCACAAAUAUCUUUACCUACAAAUCAACACCAACAGAUCAUGGCUCCUUGAAAAGACAACGUCUUCUUGGCUCCCGUCGGCCUCCCUCCUUCCUCUCCCGGGACUCGCCGUCCCGCGCUCGGAGCUUGACCCUCUUUCCCCGCCAGAACCCGCCGCCUCCGACUUCGCCGCCGUGUCCCGACGACCUAAACACCAACAACUCCAUCGCGAACCGCAUCCAGGGCCUCAUCUUUGGCAAUGCGACUGCUGCCACCGCCGCCGCCAUGACGACUCCCCCACGCCCCCUCGCCGAGCGCAUCCCCCCCGGCGCAUGGGACUCGCACAUGCACGUUCUCGACGUCGAAAACUACGCCCUCUCCCCCGCCGCCAUGUACCGCCCCAACUCGCACUCCCUCCAAGAAGCCCUCUCCUUUGAAGCUCAAGUCGGCAUCCGCAACAUCGUCCUCGUCCAGCCCUCCAUCUACGGCCUCGACAACACCUGCCUCAUCGACACCCUGCGCGACCUGGGCCCCGAGCGGGGGAGGGGCGUCGUCGCCUUCGACCCGCCCGCCAUGACCCCCGACACCCUGCGCGAGUGGCAUGAUCUAGGCGUUAGGGCUGUGAGGUUGAACGUGCAGUCUAACGAGCUCACCGUUGACGCGCAGGAGCUGGCCGAUCAGCUGCACGAGUACGCCGAUGUUGUGCGACCGUUUGGAUGGGCUGUUCAGGUCUAUGUUCCCAUGCACAUGAUUACCCUCCUGGAACCCAUUAUCCCCUCCCUCAACAUCCGUUUUUGUAUAGACCAUAUUGGUUAUCCAUCUUUGAGAGGUCAUAAUAGCACCGACCCAUACGACCUGCCUGGAUUCGCAUCUCUAGCCCGUCUCCUCAAGAAUGGACACACGUACGUCAAGUUAUCAGCUCCUUAUCGCAUGAGCUUGCGAUCAGAUUAUAGCGACAUUGAGCCCAUCGCAAAGGAGGUCAUUCGCCUAGGAGGCACCACUCGUGUAGUCUUUGCAACCGAUUGGCCUCAUACAAGGUACGAGGGGUUGGAUAUCAAGCCGUGGAUGGAGACUGUCCUCGACUGGUGCGGCGACGACGAGUACCUCAUCCAGAGGCUGUUUACCGGAAAUGCAGAGGACUUGUGGGAUGUUUCAAAAUCAUCAUGA